AUGGUCCGCAACGGCCAACAAUGGGACCUUGGCGAGCCCGAUCUCAACGACCGCGGCCAACCCGUAAUCCAUAACAUCGCUCAGAAGCUCGGCUGCAUACGACCCAACAGCGACAUCGACCUCCCCGUUCACUCCGUCUUCCCAGAGGAUGAGCAAGGCCUCUCUGAGCUCGCGCGUCAACUCGAGGAGCAACAACAGCACGAAAAGGCUGCACACGGCGCUGAGCAUGACGCAAGGACGGACCGCGCGAGCUCCUCCGAUCUGGACCAUUCCGACUUCGAGGACUACCGGAAAGUGGCGUUCGGCGGUGGUCGCCAGGCAAGCAGCACCAUGACCCUAUCACCCGCGAGCUUGACAUACGACUCCUUCGAUGGCUACUCCGCACCAUCAACAGACAGCCUUCCGAGCACGACGUCACCAACGCACCAAGUGCCAGCAUCUUUUGGGCCGUGGAUGCGGACACCUUCGAUGGGAUAUGAACCUCAGUAUAUACAGCCAUCAGGGGCAUUUGCAGGCAUGGACAUGCUCAACCAGGGAUUGCUCGAGUCGGAGUUUGGCACCAUCAAGCCCCAUGUUUUGUCAUGUCCCAACCCAGAAGUGAUGUUGGGUAUCGGGGAUCCAAUGAUCUACUCUGGAUUCGAUCCUGAAGGGAUGCGACUAUGA
Messenger RNA from Diaporthe amygdali, 663 nucleotides. RefSeq lists its product as uncharacterized. NCBI's taxonomy places the organism in Eukaryota, Fungi, Ascomycota, Sordariomycetes, Diaporthales, Diaporthaceae. The transcript has a single exon. The coding region runs from base 1 to 663 and encodes 220 amino acids. The record is from RefSeq and is a predicted model, not a curated record.